CGCUGAUAAGAAAGCAAUUUGUUUAUUUUAUAGGCAAGUUCUAUAAAAUUUAUUGCGAAAAAUCAAAUCAUCAAAUAAAGGGCAACGCAAGCGCAAGUUGUAACAUUAGCGACAAACGCGCAAAACCGCUCUGCCGUAGCGGCGACAAUAGCAACAACAACAUCAGCAACACCAACAACUAAAAGCCCAACAACAACAGCAGCAAAAUACACAAUUUUAGGAUGUGGGACUCGUCAAUGUUUCUGAGCACAUUGACGCCAAAGUUUUACGUUGCGCUCACAGGCACCUCGAGUCUAAUAUCCGGACUAAUACUCAUUUUCGAAUGGUGGUAUUUUCGCAAAUAUGGCACCUCAUUUAUCGAGCAAGUUUCGAUCAAUCACAUAAGUCCGUGGAUCAAUGGCAACGAUGCACAAUCCGAUAAUGGCAGCGGCAGCAGCACCAGCAGCGGUUCAAGUAGCUGCAGCAAUAACGGUCAUGGUGGCGGUGGCAACGGCGGCGGCAGUGGUGGUGGUGGUGGGGGCGCCAACUCAAAUUCAACCACCAGUGGCACACCCGAAUGUAAAGUGUGGCGCAAUCCAUUAAAUCUGUUCCGCGGUGCCGAAUAUCAGCGCUUCUUUUGGGCCACCAGCAAAGAGCCCUUGACGUAUUAUGACAUGAACCUCAGCGCACAGGAUCAUCAGACGUUCUUCACAUGCGAGGGCGACGCACGCAAAGAGGAAUAUGAAAUUAUGCAGACGGCAUGGCGUGAACGAAAUCCAAUGCAACGCAUCAAAUCAGCACAUAACGCGCUAGAGAUCAAUGCCGAAUGCGCACCAGCUUAUAUACUGCUUGCCGAGGAGGAGGCCAUGACCAUACUGGAGGCUGAGAAAAUACUGAAGACCGCACUGAAAGUGGCCGAAAUCAAUUAUCGUAAAUCGCAGGCAACGCAACAUCAGGGCGCAAUUGCCGACGGUGUCCAUCGGCGGGACACGAAUGUGUUGAUCUACAUCAAGCGUCGACUGGCCAUGUGUGCCCGCAAGCUGGGCAAGCUCAAGGAGGCAGCGAAAAUGUUUCGUGAUCUCACCAAGGAGAUACCAUCAAUAAUGAGCGUGCUAAACAUCCAUGAGAAUCUAAUCGAGACGCUGCUUGAGAUGCAGGCGUAUGCCGAUUGCCAUGCCAUAUUGGCCAAAUACGAUGACAUCUCGCUGCCCAAAUCCGCAACAAUUUGCUAUACGGCGGCACUGUUGAAGGCGCGCGCCGUUGCCGAUAAAUUCUCGCCGGACAUUGCAUCAAAGCGUGGCUUGAGUCCGGCCGAGAUGAGUGCGGUGGAGGCCAUACAUCGGGCUGUUGAAUUUAAUCCGCAUGUACCCAAAUAUUUGCUGGAGACAAAACCGCUCAUUCUGCCGCCGGAGCAUAUACUCAAGCGUGGCGAUUCCGAGGCACUGGCCUAUGCAUUCUUCCAUUUGAAGCACUGGAAACAGGUUGAGGGGGCAUUAAAUUUGCUUCAUUGCACCUGGGAGGGCACAUUCCGUAUGCUGCCGUAUCCGCUCGAGCGGGGACAUCUCUUCUAUCCAUAUCCGACGUGCACAGAGUGCGCCGAUCGCGAACUGCUGCCGGCCUUCCAUGAGGUCUCCGUCUAUCCAAAAAAGGAGCUACCAUUCUUUAUACUCUUCACAGCCGGACUGUGCUCAUUCACCGCACUGCUCGCACUGCUCACGCAUCAGUAUCCGGAGCCAAUGGGCUUGCUGGCACAGACAGUACUUACCUGGAUAUUGUAUCCGAUCCAGUUGCUCAAGGAGCGCAUCGAGGCAUUCUGGCCGUGCAAUCUCCUCCAGCAGCUAUCGCGUGUCUAAGUUCAGCUAAUCGAAAAGAAGCGCCAACGCACACACAACAUGCACACCACACAUACACAGACACACACACGCACACACACCCAAACUUUCAGAUACAUCAAAUUUCGUCUGGCAUACGACGGGAAAACCGGGACGCCAACAAAAACACAACUUCAAUCCAAGUUGAAAAAAAACUCACACACAGGA
Drosophila grimshawi is the source of this 2018-nucleotide messenger RNA. RefSeq names its product protein ST7 homolog. Bases 222 to 1832 code for a protein of 536 amino acids. The record is from RefSeq and is a predicted model, not a curated record. The transcript has 2 exons. NCBI's taxonomy places the organism in Eukaryota, Metazoa, Arthropoda, Insecta, Diptera, Drosophilidae.